This is a messenger RNA of Dreissena polymorpha, 2316 nucleotides long. RefSeq names its product dynactin subunit 5-like. The transcript has 6 exons. The record is from RefSeq and is a predicted model, not a curated record. The coding region runs from base 55 to 612 and encodes 185 amino acids. NCBI's taxonomy places the organism in Eukaryota, Metazoa, Mollusca, Bivalvia, Myida, Dreissenidae.
AAAACAUUAGUGUAGUGCAACCUUUUUACUAUUCGAUGAACUUAUGCUGUCAAGAUGGAAAUUGUCGAGACUUUUUAUAAUAAUCCUGAAUAUAUAGAAACUGCAUCUGGUAACAAAGUCAGCAGAUCAUCAGUUCUAUGUGGAAGCCAGAAUAUUGUCAUAAGUGGAAAGAGUAUAAUAAUGACAGAUUGUGUGAUCAGAGGGGAUUUGGCGAAUGUGAGAAUUGGCCGACAUUGCGUAAUAAGCAGAAAAGCUGUCAUCAGACCGCCUUUUAAGAAAUUUAGUAAAGGAGUUGCAUUUUUUCCACUUCACAUUGGUGACCAUGUGUUUAUAGAUGAAGGUUCUAUUGUCAAUGCUGCACAAGUUGGGUCAUAUGUUCAUAUUGGAAAAAACUGUGUAAUUGGUAGGAGAUGUGUACUGAAGGAUUGCUGUGCAAUAGCAGAUAACACGGUACUGCCUCCUGAGACAGUCGUGCCUCCAUUCACCGUGUUCUCAGGAUCUCCAGGCCAUGUGUCAAGUGAGCUGCCUGAAUGCACACAGGAUCUGAUGCUGGACUUCACCAUCAACUACUACAUGAACUUUAAGCCUAUUGGAAAAGGAAAGGGAAAAUAACUCAAAGUGCAAUAAUAGCAGACUAUUACAUUAUUUAUUUAUAUUGUAUGUAUUAUAUUUUUGUGUCUCUGCAAAUCUGGAUGUAGUGGUGGUGGAUUUCAUACUUAUCUCAAAUAGAAAACAUGUACUUGCCUUUAAUUGUUUAAGACAAGUCAGUUAAGUUUCAAAUCUAGUCAAUUAAGUCAAUUAUUUACAGUACAUAUUAGCUGGAGUCACUAAAAUACACAUUAUGAUGUAAUUUUAUAUAUAUAUAUAUGUGAACUUAAUUCCCAUUACUUAUUAAAGCUGGUGAAAGUAGGUAACAUUGCUUCUUCUUAGUCUUCAGAUUAGCACAUUUAUAUUGGGUAAGAGCUAGGCUCCAUCCAAAUAUUCUGUCACAGACUCCAUAUUAUAUUGGGUAAGAGCUAGGCUCCAUCCAAAUAUUCUGUCACAGACUCCAUAUUAUAUUGGGUCAGUACGAAGCUGUGUAACUAAUGGUACCCAACACUAUCUUAAACAUCUUACAUUGGACUCAAUUAAUUAUUAUACCCCCACAAACAAAGUUUAGGGGGUAUAUAGGAGUGAGCUUGUCUGUCGGUCGGUCUGUCUGUCGGUACGUAUUAAGUGUCCGCUCUCUUAUUCAAGUUGUUGUCAUCAGAUCUUCACCAAACUUGGUCAGAUGUUGUAUCUAGAUGAUGUCUAGGUCAAGUUCGAAUAUGGGUCAUGCCAGGUCAAAAACUAGGUCAUGGGGUCACUUAGUGCGUUUUAAACAUUGAGCAUGGUGUCUCCUCUCUCAUUCUAGUAGUUUUCAUCCGAUCUUCACCAAACUUGGUCAGAAGUUGUAUCUAGAUGAUGUCUAGGUCAAGUUUGAAUAUGGGUAAUGCCGGGUCAAAAACUAGGUCACAAGGUCACCGUGUGAAUUUUAAACAUUGAGCAUGGCGUCAGCUGUUUUUUGUGAAGACAACAUGCAAAAUAUUCUGUGUUCAUGCGGCAUGUGGGGGGUAUUAGUCACGUCUGUGACAAAACUCUAGUUUGUUCCUUGAUAACAUGUCAUUGUAUUCGUUAGUUCUGCUUAAAGAUGUCAAUCUGAGAGAGGAUUUAAAGGUUAAGAGCUACAGAAUUUGUGAAAAAGUUAUAUUUUGGUUGAACUUGAAAACCACUCAACUAGCACAAAUCACAAAGUAUAAGCAAAAUCACACAUCAUUUAAUAUAAAAUUAACAAAUUUAACUCCAAAUUUGAUAACUUCAGCCUGUGUCAGUCCCAAAUGGGCUUAUUUAUUAAUAUGUACCCAGUAUACUUGAAGAGUUCUUUUCACAAAUAUUUAUUAAUUUUAAUUCAAUGUCAUUAUAUGCUGUAAAACAUGGAAUUAUAGUUUGUCAACCAAGCUAUCAUGUUGCUUGUGUACUUUUAGUUGUACAGAUUUAUAUUAAAAUUCACAUGACUCUGAUGCUGACAUAAUUCAAGACCUUGAAUUGCUUCAGUUUGACAUUUUCCUGGUUAUACCUUGAGUUAAAGUUUUAAUAUGUUUGGUGUGAUUGUUAUAGCGUUCAGUUCAUCAACUUAAUUUUGAACUCUUAAAUGGCUCUGUUGUCAAUUGUUUUUUUUCUUUCUAUUUGCAUAUGCUCAUUGGUUCAUACAGCACUUAUUUUGCCCAAAUUUUGCAGCUGACAUAAUGCAUGUCUAUGUUAUGUAUUGUAAUUGUAAUAAAGCUAAGACAAAAUGUC